This is a messenger RNA of Musa acuminata AAA Group (dessert banana), 2237 nucleotides long. RefSeq names its product pentatricopeptide repeat-containing protein At5g15300-like. The transcript has 2 exons. Lineage: Eukaryota; Viridiplantae; Streptophyta; Magnoliopsida; Zingiberales; Musaceae. Bases 53 to 1675 code for a protein of 540 amino acids. The record is from RefSeq and is a predicted model, not a curated record. Gene Ontology annotation, molecular function: protein binding.
CCCCUGUCCGGCGCGGGCGCACUGAUCGUUUCGCUUUACCUUGUCGCCCUUCAUGAUACGGAAGUCAGGCAACAAGCGGCACCAACCGGCGGUAUGGCGGCGCUGCCGCACCAUCCGCUCUCUGAGGCAGAUGCACGCCCUUAUGGUCGUCACUGGCUUCCUCUCCGACGCCUCCGCCCUUCGGGAACUGCUAUUCUCCUCGGCCGUCUCGGUCGCGGGCGCCGUGCCUUACGCCCUCCAACUGUUCGACCGAAUCCCCCGCCCGGACCUCUUCAUGUGGAACACCGUCAUCCGCGGCGCUGCCCACACCUCCACGCCCUCGGACGCCAUUUCCCUGUUCGCGCGCAUGGAGAGAGCCGGCACACGGCCUGACAAACUCACCUUCCCCUUCCUCCUCCGCGCUUGCACCAAGCUCUCCGAACCCGCGUUGGGUUCACAAUUCCAUGCCAAGAUCACAAAAUUUGGUCUGGAAUCAGAUUCCUUUGUCAGGAACGCACUCAUUAACAUGCAUGCGAAUUGUGGCGACUUGGCAGUGGCUGACUCACUCUUCGAUGGGUCUGCCAGACGGGACGUCGUUGCGUGGUCCGCGUUGAUUGCAGGCUACGCAAGAAGAGGUGAGCUGACCAUCGCACGUCAGUUGUUCGACGAUAUGCCGUCCAAGGAUUUGAUCUCUUGGAAUGUCAUGAUCACUGCAUGUGCGAAACGAGGGGAGAUGGCAAUGGCACGGGAGUUGUUUGAUCGGGUUCCCGAAAAGGAUGUUGUGUCAUGGAAUGCGAUGAUCGCUGGAUAUGUGCAAUGUAGGGAGCAUGAUCAAGCGAUGGAGGUUUUUGAACAGAUGCAUGUUGCAGGGGAGCAGGCUGAUGAGGUUACCAUGCUGAGCUUGGUUUCUGCAUGCGCUGAUGCUGGAGUUCUGGAUAUCGGCAAGAGGAUACAUGUCUCCCUGAUGGAGAUGUGCUCUAGAAAUGGGCUUUCUACAUGUCUUGGCAAUGCAUUGAUAGACAUGUAUGCAAAGUGUGGGAGCAUUCAAGGAGCAAUGGAGGUUUUCCGGGGGUUGAGGGAGAAGGACCUAUCAACAUGGAACUCGAUUGUUGGAGGAUUAGCAAUCCAUGGUCACUUUGAAGACUCGUUAUAUUUAUUUGAAGACAUGCUUAAGAAGAAAUUGAGACCGGAUGAGAUCACUUUCGUCGGCGUCUUGGUUGCUUGCAGUCAUGGAGGGAUGGUCGAACAGGGAAAGGGAUACUUUUGCCUGAUGCAGAAUGAGUAUGGGAUUGAACCAAAUAUCAAGCAUUAUGGUUGUAUGGUGGACAUGCUUGGGCGUGCAGGACUUCUGAAAGAAGCAUUUGAAUUUAUAGAUAGUAUGAAGAUUGAACCAAACCCAAUUGUGUGGAGGGCACUGCUUGGAGCUUGUCGAAUCCAUGGUGAUGUCAAGUUGGCUGAGCGAGCUAAUGAACAGUUGCUGAGGAUGAGGAAUGAUGCGAGUGGGGACUUUGUGUUGCUCUCCAAUAUUUAUGCUUCAAGAGGAGAAUGGGGUGGAGUGGAGAAGGUGAGGAAGUUGAUGGAUGACAGAGGAGUUAGCAAGGAGGCUGGCUGUACUCUGUUUGAUGCUGAUAGUAAAGAGCUCAUGCAAUUUUUGUCACAGGGUAAACCUGGUUUAAGGAUGAAGGAAGCUGCUUGAUCGAUACUACUUUCAUGAAGAAUGUAGGUUGAUAUGUUUGCAAAACUGGAGUUCCUAAUGAAGAUCCUGGGGCGAUACCUUUCUCAUGGCUAUGGAGAUUUUAUAUCAAGGGAGAAACAAUUCCUUUUUCAUUUUCUACAAGCAGCCAUGUAGAGGAGCACAGGGAGGAAAUCGUGUGACAGCAUAAUUUACCAACUGCUGGCAAUGUAGGUGUUGCCAUUUGAUGGACAUUAUUGGGGGCAUGAACAAGUUAUGGGGGACAUGAAAUGGAUCUGCAAUUUGCAAAAUUGGAGCUAGUAGCAGAGACAAGCAGUAAGAACUAAAGGUUUCAGAAGCUGGAGCCAGACAAAUGGUUCUUAAGAAAAGAUUUCAGCUCCGUGGGAGGUGACAUCAGCAUGCCAUUUGUUUUGGAUUGUCAUUUGCAAUUCAAAGGUCACUGGGAAGAAGAUCUGAGGAGUCUCCACAGAAGAUGAUUAAGAAGCACAAAAGACAGUGCAGCAGAUGUACUUCAGGUAGAAGAGAAGGAGAAAGCAGAGGAUGGGCUGCACCAACAUCACCUUCC